This is a messenger RNA of Staurois parvus, 1067 nucleotides long. The record is from the annotation of a GenBank genome assembly. NCBI's taxonomy places the organism in Eukaryota, Metazoa, Chordata, Amphibia, Anura, Ranidae.
AUGGUGGAGUUCGCAGGAUGGAGCCUGCCGGUGCAGUAUAAGGACAGUCACAUCGCCUCGCACCUGCACACCCGCCAGCACUGCUCCCUGUUUGAUGUGUCCCACAUGCUGCAGACCCGGGUACACGGGAAGGAGCGGAUCCCCUUCAUGGAGAGCCUGGUGGUGGGGGACAUUGCAGAAUUAAAGGAGAACCAGGGUACGCUAACUCUCUUCACCAAUGAGAGGGGAGGGAUCAUCGAUGACCUCAUUGUCAACAACACCUCCGAGGGUCAUCUCUACGUGGUGUCCAAUGCUGGCUGUGCAGAGAAAGACUCCACCCACCUGAAGAACCGCCUGCUGGAGUUCAGAGUGGCCGCCGGGACGUGGAUCUGGAAAAUGUGGACUUGGCUCUGCUGGCUGUGCAAGGUCCGUCCACGGCUCAGGUUCUCCAGGCCGGACUCGCCGACGAUCUCUCCAAGCUGACGUUCAUGAUGGGGGUGACUACCAGCGUGUUCGGCAUCCCCGGCUGUAGAGUGACGCGGUGCGGCUACACCGGAGAGGACGGCGUGGAGAUCUCGGUGCCCGGUGGCAGAGCCGUGGAGCUGGCGGAGAAGCUGCUGCAGAGCCCGGAGGUGAAGCUGGCCGGUCUGGCGGCCCGGGACAGUCUGCGUCUGGAGGCCGGCCUCUGUCUAUACGGGAAUGACAUUGACGACACUACCACCCCUGUGGAGGCCAGUCUGGUGUGGACACUAGGUAAGCGUCGCAGAGCCGCCAUGGAUUUCCCUGGAGCCUCCGUCAUCGUACCUCAGAUUAAGGGGAAGGUGAACCGGAAGCGUGUGGGCCUGACCUCCACGGGGCCCCCCGUCCGCCAACACACGCCAAUACUGAACACGGAGGGGCGUGUCAUCGGAGAAGUGACCAGCGGUUGCCCUUCCCCCUCCUUGAAGCUGAAUGUGGCGAUGGGUUACGUGGAGCCAGAAUAUGCCAAGGCAGGCACGGCGCUGCGGUUGGAAGUCCGGAAGAAGCUUGUUGAUGGUGUGACCAGCAAAAUGCCCUUCGUGCCAACCAAAUACUACAAUGUGAAGUGA